AUGCCCAGGAAGACCCUGGCUGUCAUCAGAAAGGCUAGGAGGGAUGCAGAGGCUAAGCAGAAGGUCAGAAAGGCUGCUUUGAUGGUGGAAUUGGCCCUAGACAGCACGUCACAUCACCAGUCCAAGGGCCAGAACAUUGCUCUACAGACCACCACGUCCAUCACCAAUCUUCCAGAGGCCAUUGAGAUGGCUAGAAGCACCUGUGGGUCAGGAGGAAGUAAGAGAAAGGCAACCAAGAAAGCCUCUCCCCUCACUGUCCAAGUCACCUCUUCGUCGUCAUCUGACUUAGCAAAGCCAGCUGCAAGUUCUAGCUCGGCCAGUACCAGUGAGUGGGCUCAGCUUGAGGGCAGAAGGACAGUGUUGCAGCGUGUUAGUACCUCCUCAUUGAGGCAGGGGCAGCUUGCUGCUACCUCUGUCCGUGAGCAAGGGCUACCCUGCUUUGAGGCUAUGAAGGCGCAGACCAAGGCGGGGAUCUGGAAGAGCCGUCACGGCAACAUCAGUACCCACCUUGGUCUCUGGCUCAACUAUGGGCAAUUGGGGUACCCUGUGUCGCACGAGCUAGCUGGACCUGUUGCAGACCAGUUCCUCGAGUGGCUUGGCCAGUAUUCCAAGUCCUACAUUGAGUCGCUGGAGCCCCUCCUGGCCAGUGAUCUUCGAGCAGCUUUCCAGCAAAGGACUGCAGCAUUGGAAGAGAUUGCUGAGAUCAUGGAGGAGAAGGGAGCCAAUGGUCGGCAGCAAGUGGCAGGCUUUGGCACCUGGUGGACCACCGUUGCCAUCAUCCGUGACUUCACAGAUGUGUAUCACGAUGACGCCGAGGAUGCCCAGCCCUCCAUCUUGGUGAACUUCCAGUGCCCUGUUGUCCUUGAGCUGGGUACCGGUCAGAAGGUGGAUGUGGACGAGGGAGAUGUGGUGUUCUUCAACAGUGGAGAGCUGCUGCACAGAGUUGUACCGGCGGAGCAUGCUACAGAGGAGCAGAUCAAAGGGAGGUGGGCUGUUUCUUUGUUCACAAGGCAGCUGCAGGAGGACAAGGCUUUGGAGGCUGUUUGGAGGGUUCGUCCCAGUGCUCUGGGGGGCCCAGCAGCAAGGGAGGGAAGGAAGGGCAAGGCGAGGCCUCUUGAGCUGUAA
Molecule: messenger RNA, 1125 nt
Organism: Jaminaea rosea
Lineage: Eukaryota; Fungi; Basidiomycota; Exobasidiomycetes; Microstromatales
Exons: 3
Coding region: 1-1125 (374 amino acids)
Source: RefSeq, a predicted model, not a curated record